Messenger RNA from Paramecium pentaurelia, 309 nucleotides. The record is from the annotation of a GenBank genome assembly. Lineage: Eukaryota; Ciliophora; Oligohymenophorea; Peniculida; Parameciidae.
AUGGAAAAUAAAUCAUAAUUUAUAUUUUCUGAUAGAAUCAAAUUAUUGUAAUAAUUGGGACCUGAACCAGAAAGAGAAGAUAUUUAAAAGAUAGCCACGAUGUUUAAAAUACCAGAGGGAAAACUUUAGAAAUGGAUUAACCAGUAUGAUAAAUAUGUACUGCCUUAGAGGAAAGAGAUAAUAGAUUCUGAUGAUGAUUAAAUAAACAAAUUAAUAUAAGAACAAAGAUAAUUAUGCUAAGAACUUUCUGCUUUGGUGGAAUAAAUAAAUGAAAUACAUAAAAAGAAAUAAUUAUUAUAUUAUUAAUGA